AUGACCACUGAGCAACUUGGAUCGCAUGCAAUUGAUGUCCUUCGGUGUCCUAUUGGGAUGCAUCUGAUUGAAAAUCCUAUCACUAAUCAUUGCGGCCACACCUUUUGCAAAUUAUGUUUACUUCGAUAUAAGAUAGCUAAUGACACGUGCUGCAUAUGUCAAAAGCGAUUGCCCAGUUUUCAGUAUCUUCAAAAGCAACCUACGAAUCACAUUUUGAACAAUAUAUUAACUAUAAUCAAUAACGAUACGCGUUACAGCAGUUAUGGACUUGAAAUUGCCAAAACUACUUCUCUCAGUAAGAAUACAACUCAGUUAUUACCAUCGACUGAUCCUUAUUCAAAUUUUGCGAAUAUACCCAUUAAUGUCUUUGAUUUCCCCGUUUUACCAUACCAAAAGCUCAGAAUUCCUAUUUUUACCGAGAAACAAAGAUCUGCUUUCAUCCGGUCCUUACUUGCAUGUCAAAAGUAUCAAUGUUUUUGCCUUGGUAUCAUCAGUAAACAACGGCAGGAUGUUGCCACUUUCGAAGGCCAUAAGGGUACAAUAGUAAAAGUUAAAUCUGUAGAUCAAAGAAGUGACAGUCUUAUCAUCGAUAUUCAAGGCCUUGAUCGUUUUAAAGUUAUCAAUAUCCAUGAGGAAACCGAUGAUCUGAUUUAUGCAGAUAUUGAAUUAAAACUGGAAUCACAAAUUAACUGGACAUCGCCGAUGAUGCACAAUAGCACUCCACCUUCCGCUACAGCCAUCAAAUUAUCAAGCCGUAUUCACAAUUUCAUAAGUGAACUCGCUUACAGUAACCCUACCAACUCCUUUUGUAGUGCUGUGGAUGGCCUGCUAGGCCCCGUUUGGCUAGAUUCCGUUCAGAGUCUUCACGGUGUCUUACCUUCUCCUUUUCAACCUGUGGUCAUAUGUUGGUGGUCAGGUAUUGUCCUUCCUGUGGGUAAUUCUGAACGCUAUAAUUUACUCCAAACAAGUGCCUUAGAAGAUCGCUUGAAAAUCAUUUUAUCAUGGAUUCAGGACUUGGAAUCUCAAUGGGUCACUUGUAAAAGAACAGCUUUGAAUACUGCCGUUAAGGUUAGUCAGCAGCAGUAG
Mycotypha africana is the source of this 1086-nucleotide messenger RNA. RefSeq lists its product as uncharacterized. Bases 1 to 1086 code for a protein of 361 amino acids. NCBI's taxonomy places the organism in Eukaryota, Fungi, Mucoromycota, Mucoromycetes, Mucorales, Mycotyphaceae. The record is from RefSeq and is a predicted model, not a curated record. The transcript has 2 exons.